Messenger RNA from Nicotiana tabacum (common tobacco), 330 nucleotides. The record is from RefSeq and is a predicted model, not a curated record. Lineage: Eukaryota; Viridiplantae; Streptophyta; Magnoliopsida; Solanales; Solanaceae.
AUGGAGGGCGAGAAAGUACUUCUAAAAGUCUCACUGAUAAAGGUUAUAAUGAGAUUCGGGAAGCAAGGCAAGUUGAGUCCGAGGUCCCAUGUGUUGGAUUAUAACACAAUUCAGAUGGAUGGGGACUUGAGUUACAAGGAGGAGCCAAUUACCAUUGUUGAUAGGCAGGUUCGCAAGUUGAGGUCUAAGGAGAUUUCGGUCGUGAAAGUUCAGUGGAUAGAUCAGCCAGUCGGGGAGGCAACUUGGGACACCACUAUGGAACUAAGUAUUCUGAAUCUAACUCAAACCCUUCCGGAGCCAAACCGACCACACCCGCAAGUCGUGAAAUAG